This is a messenger RNA of Brugia malayi, 105 nucleotides long. RefSeq lists its product as uncharacterized. The annotation marks the transcript as partial. The transcript has a single exon. The record is from RefSeq and is a predicted model, not a curated record. Lineage: Eukaryota; Metazoa; Nematoda; Chromadorea; Rhabditida; Onchocercidae.
AUGGUAAUAAUAAUAAUAAUAAUAAUAAUAAUAAUAAUAAUAAUAAUUGGAAAUCCCAUGAAACUGCUAACUCCAGGAAUUAAUUGCUAUACGAAAUUAAUUGGU